Suillus bovinus is the source of this 1836-nucleotide messenger RNA. RefSeq lists its product as uncharacterized. NCBI's taxonomy places the organism in Eukaryota, Fungi, Basidiomycota, Agaricomycetes, Boletales, Suillaceae. Gene Ontology annotation, molecular function: nucleic acid binding. The coding region runs from base 182 to 1591 and encodes 469 amino acids. Gene Ontology annotation, cellular component: nucleus. The transcript has 10 exons. The record is from RefSeq and is a predicted model, not a curated record.
GAAGAACGCCAAAUGGAGGUAUGUAAAUUUAUGCCAUAAACACGACUUUCCGGCGUCUAGACCAUUCAGUAUUAAACCGAGUUUUGUUCCGCAUCGCUGCCUUGAAGAACGUUACUCGUAGCGCUACCGACCUGUUUGUGUACUGACUGAGCCAUUGCAAGGUCAUUUGAUCUCGAAUUCUAUGGCAGAUUUUCGCCUCGUUAAUCCCGAAGGUUGGGAAUACGAUCUUCAGUCUGUGUACUCUGCUUACAUAGGUUACUUCCAGUUGCACAAUAUCCCGUGGUACGACCGGACAUGGGGACAAUUCUUCGAGACGUUUGAGCAGUUUCUGGGAUUUUCAUGGCCUGUCAUUACUGUUACAGACUCAUCGACUGGCCGUGCACACAUUGUCACCCGACUGACGACCGUCGGCGCGUUCAUCAAGAUGAUUAAGACUCGUUUUGGCGAAACACUUCCGACACCUGACAACAUGCUCAAAGUCACGCACUUUGAGACGUCCCAACGACAUCUACGGAACGUUGCAGACUGGGCGACGUACAAGAAAUUAUACACCACACUACCAGCAGUAGCGCUUGCAACGUUUAAGGCUCGGAUACGCGCUGGCGAGCCGAAAGCUAUCCGAGAAUUAUGGGACAAGCACGACAAGACAUUUUUAGCCAUUGACUUUGAGUGGAGCGAAAGGAAUCCGGCGACGUUUCUAGAAUGGGGGUAUGCGGCUGUUCGGUGUGGGCAUCUCGAGGCGGUUGGCGCGUGGCCUCCGGUACCCGAGUCGAAUUAUCGGAAGGGCCAUUAUAUCAUUGGUGACUACGUGGACAAGAUCAUCAACAAGCAUUGUCCUACGUACCCUUGGCAGUAUGCUUGGGGCGACAGUCAAGUCAUACCAAGGACGAAGUUACCUCAGAUCGUACAGUCUGUGAUAAGCAGUCUAGUAAGCCCUGACGCAGAAACCACUGCCAAUAGCUUAGUCCUCGUAGGCCAUGGCGUCAGCUCUGACAUCCAGCGUCUUGAAGAGACCAAAAUCAAGAUCCCACACAACGUCCUCAUAAUCGAUACUGCCUCUCUCGAACGCGCGCUCUUUAAUGCUGGCGAACGAGGAACGAUGUACGACCCCAAAACAGGCAAACUCCGCGCUCAAGGUUCUACGCUCUCCCUCGGCGGGCUUUUACACUCCCUAGGGAUCGACCCCCCAUGCGCACUGCAUAAUGCAGGCAACGACGCGUUUUUGUGUUUGCUUGCGCUGCAGAAGAUGAUGGAGCCCAGUACGCCUAUGCCUGAUCCUGAUGCAAGGAAGAAGUCGAAGUCGGCGGGGUUGGUUAUGGCGGCGCCGCUGCCAGUGGUGUUUAUGGGGCAUCUGACGGUGGACGAUAGGGGUUAUUGGAAGUCGCCUGGUGGGUCGGGAUCCCCUAGGGUAAGGGAGCGUGGGGUGGUGGAUGGUGGGAUGGAUGAGAUGGGGAUGAUGCAUAGGGUUUCGAAGUAUGGGAGUGCAUCUCCGCCUGAGACGGGUGGGAGCUGGAAGGAUGACAAGGACAGAGACAGGGAGAAGGAGGGGUGGGUCAAGUCUGCUAAGGGGAUGAGGUCGGUGAUGAAGUGAUACUAGUUGGUUGGUGUUGGUUGGACAGUUGAGCUUGAUACCCGAUAGUUUAUCUCCUAAUUUCUUUUUGAGUAUGAUGUUCCCUUUGUUUCGUUUUGUUCCUCAUGGGACUUUUUUGCUACUCAUCUGCAUACCUUACAUGCACGUAAAGUAAAACAGUAAUUCUUGUCUCGGACUUGUAUGAGACUCUAUUGUAUGUAUGUACUCAUGACACGUCCUAUAAGUGAAUGCUCGGUGGUACCGUU